AUGGGUUCCAUUGACAGUUCAACACAGCCUCUCGAACAGAUUCUGCACAAAUAUGAUGUUGAACGCCAACGAAGGCUUCACCCCGAAGGGCUGGACCAGUACGUCGACAUUUCCACCACCAAAGGGCUCGAGCAUUACGCCGAAGACCCCUGGGUGACCGACGACAACAUAGCCAGCUCACUUGAUGUGACUGAUGGCAUGCAAUGCAAGGCCGUGCUGGUCGGCACCGGGUUUGGAGCUCUCAUAUUCGCGGUCCGCUUGAUGGAGAUUGCCGGGUUCCAACCAGAGGAUAUCAUCUUCGUCGACAAUGCCGGCGGCUUUGGCGGGACGUGGUAUUGGAACCGCUACCCUGGGUUGAUGUGUGAUGUGGAGAGCGCUUGCUACAUGCCCCUCCUGGAGGAGACCGGGUACACGCCAAAACACCGCUAUUCAUAUGGCCCGGAACUCCGAGCGUACGCUGAGCUCGUGGCCUCCAAAUGGCAGCUGCAAAACCGAGCCAUGUUCGCCGCCAGAGUCACCGAAUCGAGAUGGGACGAUGAUGCCCGCGAAUGGACCUCGACAAUAUCGCAACGGGCGAUCAAUGGCCGGCCUCCCCGGACCGUCCACGUGCGCUCCGACUUCUUCAUCCUCACCGCCGGGCUGCUCACCCGGCCCAAACUGCCGCGAUUCCCGGGUCUCCAAGAGUUCAAAGGCCAUUCUUUCCACACCUCUCGGUGGGACUAUGCGUACACGGGAGGAUCUCCCGAGGACCCGGCGCUGGAAGGUCUGAAAGACAAACGAGUGGCAGUGCUCGGCACCGGAGCCACUGCGAUCCAGGUGGUGCCCGCUCUCGCCAAAUGGGUCAAACAACUGUACGUGAUCCAACGGACUCCGUCAUCCGUCGACGUGCGCGGUCAGUGCGCCGUGGACCCCGACCACUACAGCAAGAACAUCGCGACCGGGCCGGGAUGGCAGCGUGCACGAAGAGAAAAUAUGGCCGCACUGACAAGCAACAUACCAGUCAAACAGAAUUUGGUUCAGGAUGGGUGGACGACCUUCCCCUCCUUCUCCGGACUGGUUGGCGGGCCCAAUGCCGGCGGGGUGACCGAGGAGACUGCCGCCGAAUACAUGGCUUCUCUCUACGUUCUGGACCUGCCUCGGGCAGAACGGAUUCGCGCCCGGGUGGAACAGAUCGUCAAGGACCCAGCCACGGCCGAGAGCCUGAAACCAUGGUAUGCGGGUUGGUGCAAGCGGCCGGGCUUCCACGAUGACUACCUCGAGGCCUUCAACCGCCCGAAUGUGCAUUUGAUUGACACGGCGGGCAAAGGCGUGGACCGGAUGACGGGAGCGGGAUUUGUGGCCAACGGGGAAGAGACCGCGGUGGACCUGUUCAUCUUCAGCACCGGGUACGAGACCUUCCGCGCCGGAGACCCGUCUUCGCGAGCCCGCAUGACCGUCGUCGGCCGUGGCGGGUUGACUCUGGAUCGGAAAUGGUCCGACGGCGUUGCCACGCUGCACGGAGUAUGGACGCACGAUUUCCCCAAUCUCAUCCUUCCGGGAGGAUCGCAGGCGGCAGGGACGGUGAAUGUGGUCCAUACGUUCGAUGUCAUGGCCACUCAUGCCGCCAGCGUCAUUGCAGCAGGGGCAAAAAGGAAACCGGCACAGGCGAGCGACCAAGACCCAAAAAACACGAAAACGAAGCUGAAGCUUUGCAUCGAGCCCACCACCGAAGCCGAGGACGCAUGGUCGAGGAGGAUUGCACAGGCGGCAGUGAAACCGUCGCCUCUGGCAAAUUGCACUCCAAGCUAUUCCAACGGAGAAGGCAAAGUGGCUGAUCCCACCUCCCCGGAAGAGAAGCUCAAGGCCGCCAGGUCCGGCGCCUGGGCCAAGGGCCUUUUGGAUUUCCAACAGAUCAUCGAAGCCUGGCGGGCCACAGGCGAUUUCGACGGGCUUAGCAUGCAGGUUCUCGAAUAG
Molecule: messenger RNA, 1953 nt
Organism: Capronia epimyces CBS 606.96
Lineage: Eukaryota; Fungi; Ascomycota; Eurotiomycetes; Chaetothyriales; Herpotrichiellaceae
Exons: 1
Coding region: 1-1953 (650 amino acids)
Molecular function (GO): NADP binding; N,N-dimethylaniline monooxygenase activity; flavin adenine dinucleotide binding
Source: RefSeq, a predicted model, not a curated record